CUCUCCUCCCUCUUUCAGUGCAAAUCGAUGACUCUCCUCCUCCUUCACCAACAAUGAAAAAACUAAAAGAAAAAGAAAAAUCAAAAUCAAAAUUUAAAACCCUUCCUCUACUUCCGAGAUUCGUUUCUUUUCCCUAGGGUUUUCUUUUCCCUUUCUACUUUCUUUCCGCCUUUUUUUUUUUUUUUUUCCUUCCUGUAAUUUAUUUUUGUCAUUAAUUCUUUAGGGCUUAUUCCCUCCCUCACUGUGCUCCUCGAUCUCUCUUCCUUCUCAUUUAAGAUUAGCUCCGCCUCCUGUUUCUUGGAUUCCUUCAAAAAGUUCUAUAUGGGAUUCCAAGGAUAUCUCGUCGUAAUCUAGGGUUUUUCCGUGUUUUCUCUUUUAAUAUGUGGCUUUGUGUUUACUGGGUCGACUUUAGUAUCAAUUAAAUAGAUCUCCCUUUUGUCAAGAAUCUUGGUCUUUUUUAUCUGAAUUUGAAUUGGGUCUCUCUUUUUUAAGUUGGAAAUUGUCAUUCAUGGCUUACCAGCCGGUGCCUGGUCCGGGCUCGGGAUCGAGUUCGGGUUCUGGGUAUCAGUUCUUGAACUCCCCCUUCGGUGAUACUACCUAUACGAAGGUGUUUGUUGGAGGACUAGCCUGGGAGACGCAGAGCGAGACUAUGCGACGGUAUUUCGAGCAGUUUGGUGAGAUUCUAGAGGCUGUCGUGAUCACCGAUAAGAAUACCGGUCGAUCAAAAGGCUAUGGUUUUGUGACUUUUCGUAACCCUGAGGCUGCUAGCAGAGCCUGCGCUGAUCCGGCUCCAAUUAUUGAUGGCAGGCGGGCAAAUUGUAAUUUGGCUUCACUUGGACGGCCUCGGCCUUCUAUGCCUUAUGGACGUUUGAGACCAGCAGCCCCAUAUUCUGGAAAUGUGCAAGUUUCUCGAGGGGCUUACGUUGGAAGUUUUGGCUACCAACAUCCACUCUCUUAUGGCUACCAGCAUGGGUUAAUGUAUCCUCCUUAUGGGUAUCAAUCAUAUGGACCUGAAUAUGUCUAUCCACAGGGUGUUUACAACCCUUAUGCUGGUCAGCAUUACCUUCAGAUUUAUGGUGUACCUGGGACAGUUAAUACUGGAGUUUAUCCUUAUGGGCAAUUGGGUCAAACUAUUCCUGGUGGUCAUGGUUAUACGGCAGUGACCAGUUAUCCUGUGCCAGGUCACCAGGUAGUACAGUUUGGUGGACCUAGUGUUAAUACAAUGACAACUUCACCUAUGCCUACUAUUCAAUCACCGUAUCCCACAGGUAUGGCAGCACCUGUUGCAGCACAACCACAAUUUAUAGUUCCUGCUCCUUCUCCUCAGUAUAUGCAAGGUAGCGGUUCAGACCAAACGGCUGGGUGAGGGGCUGAUCAAGGUGAGUGCCACAUUGUGGGGUGGACACUCAUGCCUAUCCUUGCUAUUUGUAUGAUAUUAUUGUUGGAGACUGUUGUUUGCUUUCAGGUAUCCUUAGAUUGCAGCAGGACUAAGAGCAGCGGAACUGCUACUUGAGUGGCGGGCUUCGGAUCUAGCCUUGCAAAUUAUAUAUUUUGCAUUCUAGAGGUCAUACAUAGUCAUGCUCACCAGAGAAGUCAAAUGUUGAGUCGCUCCAGAUGGUGGAGAAAGGAUUUGGAAGAUGCGGGCUGCUCUUCCUUUGGAUUAUUUUUCCCUAGUGUACUUAAAAACCCACAUAUAAUGUCUCUGCUCAAGUUGAGUAGGCAGUCAUGGAUUGAUGGGUGCUAGAAUCGGUUUCUAGCAGCCACGUAGGAAUAAACCUGUGUAAAAAUCAUCCUCAUUUAGAAUCAACAUAUGAUUCUUUUGUAGUCUAGUCCCUGCAUUUUGGGUGUAUAGAUAGUCUCUGGUGUUCUGUUUGGUGUUGGGUCCAUUGUAUUAAAAUGUGAUUCGAGUUCUGUGCAUAUUAGUGCUAGGAUUAUUUUAUUUUAUUUUAUUUCUUUUUGUUGAAAAUUCAACUCCUGCAUCUUGGAUGAUUUUGAGAGCCUGGCUUCAAAACAUGGAAGCUGCAGGUAUCUAUCCUAUUUAAGAAGAAUUCUUGUGUGUUUCCUAA
Juglans regia (Persian walnut) is the source of this 2066-nucleotide messenger RNA. Its product is annotated as RNA-binding protein 38-like. The record is from RefSeq and is a predicted model, not a curated record. The coding region runs from base 509 to 1366 and encodes 285 amino acids. Gene Ontology annotation, molecular function: RNA binding. Lineage: Eukaryota; Viridiplantae; Streptophyta; Magnoliopsida; Fagales; Juglandaceae. The transcript is spliced from 7 exons.